Molecule: messenger RNA, 1167 nt
Organism: Aspergillus oryzae RIB40
Lineage: Eukaryota; Fungi; Ascomycota; Eurotiomycetes; Eurotiales; Aspergillaceae
Product: O-methyltransferase
Exons: 5
Coding region: 1-1167 (388 amino acids)
Molecular function (GO): O-methyltransferase activity
Source: RefSeq, a predicted model, not a curated record
AUGGCAGUAUCCAGGGAACUUGCUGAAGUCCAGAGACUUGUAGCAGCCGAGGCAGCAGGCGACAAGAAUGCACAUGGCGAACUUUUGAGAGCAAUCCGUCAGUUACAGCUAGCGGUAGAAACACCCGUAGAGACGACCUCUCGGUUCAAUUUCCAGAUCAUGCAGAAUAUCUCGAUACGUGUCGCCAUCGAGAAACAAUUUCUUCAUAUUAUCGCAGCCCGAGAUGGCGCGCCUAUCACUGCGUCUGAGAUUGCAAGCAAGACUGGAGAGAAUCUAUUGCUUAUAGUGCGUGUCAUGCGCGUCCUGACAGCCAUUGGUCUCUGUGAUGAGGUGGGUAAUGAGACCUACGCCGCCAAUGAGAAAACACAUUUCAAGAUUUUGCCCGGAUCUAUAGCUGCUGAGAAGCAUCAGUAUGGUGGUAGACUUGUCGAGUACAUGAGAGGUCCCGGCAUCCAGCAAUUCGUCGAUGAGCCCGGAGCAAUUACCCUGUUCAAAUAUGCACAUGGCACCGAUGUCAUCUUCGGGCUAUUAGAGAAGAACCCUGAGCAGAAGCAGGCAUUUGAUGACUACAUGGCAUCACGCCGAGUGGCCAAUUUGCCCCAAUGGUUCGAGAUAUAUCCCGCUGUGGAGAAGUUUUCCGAUGCCCAUCAAGAUCCCAACGCUACCUUAAUGGUUGAUGUUGGCGGAGGGCCAGGCCAGGAGCUGAUCCGCUUUAAAGAGAGACACCCGGAUAUUCCCGGUCGUCUUGUGCUUCAGGACCUGCCGUUAACUCUUCAACGCAUUGAGAAAUUGCCCGAUGGCAUUGAGCCGAUGGAAUACGACUUCUUUACUCCGCAGCCGGUGAAAGGAGCUCGUGCAUAUUUCCUCCGCGAUGUGCUGCAUAACUGGUCUGAUGCCAAGAGCACCCAAAUCCUAUCGCGGAUUGUUGAAGCUAUGGACCCUGAGUAUUCGACCUUAUUGAUUGAUGAUUAUGUCCUGCCGGACACUGGGGCGGAACUUAGGGCUGCAGAAAUGGACAUUCUCAUGUGGCUUCACACUGCCGGGUUGGAGCGUACAGUUUCUCAGUGGGAAAGCCUGUUCCGUACUGUUGGCCUAGAACUCGUGAAAAUAUGGCAUUCAGUAAGGGGAAAUGAGUCGGUCCUGGAGACUCGGGUCCAGCGGAAGUAG